GUAAAAAAGAAAAAUGACAGUACAGUACUAGACCUCAAAAGUUUAGAGAGCAAACAGGAAGAAUCAAAAGCUAAGAGACAUGAGCGAAGGAGGUCCAAAACUUUACUCCAAUAAACCUAAGAAAUCGCAGUUGAAGAAAACAAUGUCUUCUUUACCAACAGGAGGACCAAACCCACCACCACCACCACCAUCGGCAGCGGCAGGGGGAGCAGCAACAACAACUGCAUCAACAUCAGGAUCUUAUUCUGGGUUUCCACCUCAUAAGGAAUCGUUUGCUAGAAGAUAUAAGUUUGUUUGGCCUAUUCUCUUAACUGUGAAUCUUGGGAUUGGGGCAUACCUGUUUGUGAGGUCAGGACAAAAGAAAAGACUAGUUGCAGAGGACGAUGAAGUUGCCGCUUCUGCCCCCUCCAGCGCAACUUCAACUACAACUGCUCCAAUUUCUGAACAAUCCGUCACUGAGCCUGUGAAGCCUAUUGCACAGCCUGUGAAGCCACAGACUCCCAUCCCAGCUGAACAGCAGCGCGAGCUCUACAAAUGGAUUUUGGAAGAGAAGAGAAAAGUCAAACCCACAAGUGCAGAGGAGAAGAAAAAGCUUGAUGAAGAGAAAGCAGUACUCAAAGCGUUCAUCCGGUCAAAAACCAUUCCAAGCAUUUAAAGUUUGAAAUUGAAUAGUUCUUGUUCCACUAACUUGGAGAUUACUUAUUGUCCAGAUUACUAGACUUUCGUCUCUCUUUUCUCUGUCCCUGGUGUUUAUUUGUGAAUGAUUGUGGAUUUUCUUUUCUUCUGUGGGAUAUCGACUGUUACGCUUUUGUGAAUGAAAUUUGCCCCUUUCAAGAUUA
Messenger RNA from Papaver somniferum (opium poppy), 839 nucleotides. RefSeq lists its product as uncharacterized. The coding region runs from base 80 to 655 and encodes 191 amino acids. Lineage: Eukaryota; Viridiplantae; Streptophyta; Magnoliopsida; Ranunculales; Papaveraceae. The transcript is spliced from 3 exons. The record is from RefSeq and is a predicted model, not a curated record.